Messenger RNA from Melitaea cinxia (Glanville fritillary), 1606 nucleotides. RefSeq names its product probable cytochrome P450 6a13 (gene Cyp337a1). The record is from RefSeq and is a predicted model, not a curated record. Gene Ontology annotation, molecular function: oxidoreductase activity, acting on paired donors, with incorporation or reduction of molecular oxygen; monooxygenase activity; heme binding. The coding region runs from base 22 to 1494 and encodes 490 amino acids. The transcript has 2 exons. NCBI's taxonomy places the organism in Eukaryota, Metazoa, Arthropoda, Insecta, Lepidoptera, Nymphalidae.
UGUUGGUAUUUUCAUUCCAAGAUGUUGUUCAUUGUGUUAAGUUUUAUUUUCCUCUUAGCGGGAUUUAUAUAUUUGAAAUAUAAAAGUGAAUAUUGGAAAAAACGUGGAGUUGUCCAAUCUAAUUUUGUUUUGUUCAAAUUCAUUUGGAGUAAUCGAGCGCUUCCGGAAAUUUAUAAAAAUGUAUACGAUGAAUAUCACAAGGAGUCUUACGUCGGAACAUUUCUCGGAUUAAAACCAGCUCUAAUUAUAAAAAAUGUUCAAGACGUUCAAGCGGUGAUGCAAAGUAAUUUUGAGAAUUUUCACAGUCGUGGAAUCAAUUUCAAUCCAAAUGAUCUUUUGGCGGAUAACGUUUUGUUUAUAGAUGAUUAUCGUCGUUGGAAGCUAUUGAGACACAAGCUGUCUCCGGUUUUUACGAGUAUGAAAUUGAAAAAUAUGUUUUACAUAAUGGAAAGGUGUGCUCGUGAUUUUGUUGAAUUCGUUAACAAUGAACCGGAUAUAUCUGGAAAUUCCUUCAACGCGUUAUACACUUACACUACAGCAAGUAUUGCAGCAUCUAUAUUUGGUAUCGAUACACAUACACAGAAUACUAUGGACUCACCAUUUUUGAAAAUGACUCGUGAAACAACAGAGCCAUCUUUUGCCAAUAAUCUAAAAUUUUCUCUUUCCAAUUUUUCGCCGACUAUAUUUAAUUUGUUAAAUUUAAAGUCGUUUGGUAAAUAUGAAGAUUUUUUCAUUAGUUUUGUGAAGAAUGUAUUAAAAAGUCGAAGGAACGAAGAACAAAAGCGUCACGAUUUUGCCGAUACGUGUCUGGAGUUACAAAAGCAAGGAACAAUGAGAGAUCCCGCAACCGGUUACGAAAUAGAUGCUUCUGAUGAAAUAUUGGCAGCUCAGGCCUUUUUCUUCUUUGUUGCUGGUACAGACACAUCAGCAACAGUGAUGCAUUUCGCUUUACUUGAACUAGCUGCAAACCAAGACAUUUUGAAAAGACUCCAUAAUGAAAUUGAUAAAGCUUUUGAUCAAUGCAAUGAGAAAUUGACAUAUGAAGAUGUAGAAAAAUUAGAAUAUCUAGACAUGGUGGUGAGUGAGACGAUGAGAAAAUAUCCACCGAUUGGUGCAAUCCAAAGGCGCUGUACAAAAUCUACAGUUUUACCUUAUGGUCAAGUGCCAGUAAAUUCAAGAGAAAUUAUUGUAAUACCAGUAUACGCUUUGCAUAGAGAUGAAAGAUAUUUUCCUAACCCAAACCUAUUCGACCCAGAACGAUUUGCACCUGAAAAUUUGUCGAAAAUCGUCAAAUUCAGUUAUUUACCGUUUGGUGAAGGAAACCGUAUGUGUAUAGGUACAAGAUUUGCUCGAGUACAAGUGAAGUCUGGGUUAGCUUGGCUUCUUCGAAGAUUUACACUGAAAGAACAGAAAUAUGAACCGAACUCGUUCGAUCCAAGUUUCUUUAGUAUUAAACAAUUCCAAGCGAAUUUCGAAUUUAUUCCUAGGAACUAAUUAAAUACGUCUGUUUAGUUUUAUUUGCUGUAAACUUUAACAAAUUUUAAUUGUAUAGAAAACUAAUUUACCUUUGUUUUAUAUUUUGUUUAAAAUGUUAAUACUUUAAGUU